UUUACCCUAGAUACGCUCGUCCAUAUAGAAGUGCGUCGCGACGCGGCCGCCAGUUUCGUCCAGCUAGCAUCCUGAAAUCACCUACACCUUCGCUAUGCAGUUCUUCAUUUUAUUGUUAGCCGUGGCGCCUAUUUAUGCUGCCGGAAAUCCUUUAGGAGAAGAUCAUCAAUAUGUUAGUUCUGGUCAUAUUCGCGAGAAGAGGCAACCUCAGAACUACGCUCACAAUCAGUUGAAUCAGGGCUCGACAGCUCACAUACAGCAAUUGCUGCAGGCUCAAAAUGUGCGGCCGCCACUGGUCAAUAUCCCGCCGCAGCAAAUUCCGAAGUUGGGCCCGUCUCAGCCGAUCAAGCCGCAGUAUCUGAAUCAGGCGCAGGUCUCGCAGUACCGACCGCAGGUGUCGAUCGGGAACGGGGCCCAGCAGCCGAACUACAAGAAACCGAUCGUCCCCCAGCAACCGCAGUACCGUCCCCCCCAACCGGCUAAUUAUCCCCAGCAGCAGCAGAUAAGACCGAAUUACAACGUGCCGCAACAGCCGCAACAGCCGCAAUACUCGUCGAAAUUGCCGCCGCACGUUCAACAACUGCUACAAUUCCAGAAGAGUCUGACUAAUUAAUCGGAAUUCUAAGCGCGGAGCAUAGAGCAAAAAGCGUAGAUUAAAGCUGUCCCACGGUGUGAUAUUUGCAAAAGUG
Megalopta genalis is the source of this 689-nucleotide messenger RNA. NCBI's taxonomy places the organism in Eukaryota, Metazoa, Arthropoda, Insecta, Hymenoptera, Halictidae. The record is from RefSeq and is a predicted model, not a curated record.